Molecule: messenger RNA, 6366 nt
Organism: Cherax quadricarinatus
Lineage: Eukaryota; Metazoa; Arthropoda; Malacostraca; Decapoda; Parastacidae
Source: RefSeq, a predicted model, not a curated record
AUGAUUUAUGAUAAGGGAAAUGGCUCCUCAACCAGAGCAGCGAUGGUCCGGAUCACUGUGAUAAUUCCAACUUGUUCCUCCUACCCACAUAAGAGUCAGCAGUACAUUGUUCCUGUUAUCAAUGAACCACAAAUCUUGGUGUUGGACUUGGGUCAGGCGAGUAAAGAGUGGCUGGAAGAUUUCUUGAACUUGGAUGGUUUAGGUGUGUUAUUCGAGUCUUUAGAACGUCUAAGUGACCGUGGCUUUACCUCCAUCGCUGACGCCUUGCUGCAGCUGGAGUGUGUUCUGUGUGUUAAGGCAGUGAUGAACUCCAAGACUGGUCUGGAGUACAUCAUUAACAAUGACAGCUACACCAGGAAACUUGCCAAAUUGGUUGUAUUCAAGAAACAGCGAUAUAGAUCACGAUUGAACUUCCUGAAGAUACUGCAAGACUUGAAGACAGUGGAGGACGACCAGUUGUCACUUCAAGUGUCAGUGUUUGAGGACAGUUACGAGGAUGACCAGGAACAAAUGUAUGGACACGAGGGACAACUUAACAUCAACCACUACGAAGCUUUCAAUGAUCUCUUUAAUAAGGUUCGGGAGACACCUCACUCCCUCCAGCUCUUGGCCCUCAUCCAUAACCUCACUAAACUGGAUCCUGAUAAAGAAGAAAGUGACGCUGUGUGGGAAUUACUCGACCGUGUGGGUAUUAGAGCCGUUGAGGGCACUCUAACUACUACUUGGGCAGAAGUUGUUGCGUCUUCCCAAGACUUUCAGAGAAGUGUUGCUACACAGACGCUUUCCCGUGGCACCUCCCGGCAACCGCUGCCUCUUGCUGCUAAACACACACCUCCUGAGGGCUUUGAGGAACGUCCAUUUCCUUCAUCAAGCCUCCCUGCUAGUAGUGUCUUGAUAAGUGAAGUAAAAGAUAUUGAGGAUAAUAACUGUGAGAAAGAAGAGAGAUCCCCAGAGAGUGACGAGGUUAAAGGUAUCUCUGCUACACUCAAUGAUCAUGUUAGCGAGAAGAAACUAACUGAAGAAAGUAGCGAAUCAUCAGCUUUACCCUGUCAUGGAGGGCACUCAUCACCUCUAGAAUGGAGCGACUCUCUAACACCUCCUCCUCCUCCUCCUCCACCACCACCACCACCACCACCUCCAUGUUGUAGAGCACCGCCGCCGCCACCACCACCACCACCACCACCACCACCGCAACUUGGAUUUGGCGGUCCACCACCCCCACCACUUGGGUUUGGCGGUUCACCAUCACCACCGCCGCCGCCACCCCCACCACCACCACUUGGGUUUGGUGGUUCACCACCACCACCGCCGCCGCCCACCACCACCACUUGGGUUUGGCGGUCCACCUCCACCACCACCACCACCGGAUUUAGCAUUCCACCACCAGCACCACCACCUCCAGGCUGUGGUGGUGUUCGUAACCCACUUCUCACCUCUGUCUCUCUACCUUCCUACUCGACAUGUAGCAGCACGCAAGCCUUCUACAACACCCUGCCAAGACCUCGCUCAAAAAUGAAGCAUCUUAACUGGAGUAAAGUUAACAAUAACACCAUCAGUAACUCCCUCUGGCAGAGUGUUCACAAAGACCUGCUCCAAACUCCUCCUUCAUCCUUAAAUUACGUACAAAUUGAAGAGUUAUUUUGCCAGGUAAAUAAAGCACGCACAACUAAGGCCACCAGCAAGAAACAGUCUGCAGAGGUGACAUUGUUGGAUCCCAAGAAGUCUCUCAAUGUUAAUAUUUUCCUGAAACAGUUCCGAGCCUCUCACGCUGAGGUAGUCUCUCUCAUCCGAGACUGCAAGAGUUCUCUCAUUGGUGCUGAGAGACUCACUGGCUUCCUCAGAAUCCUGCCCGACGAUGCUGAGGUGACGAUGAUCCAGGAGUACCAAGGUGACACAGAGAAGCUAGGCAACGCAGAGAAGUUCUACUGUCACCUCAUUAAGGUUCCUGCCUUCCAGGUGCUUAUUGAAGGUAUGAUUCAGAUGGAAGAGUUGACCCCAGCAGCCGAGAACCUCAGACCACAGAUCAAGAUGCUGCUGAACACUUGUGAUAAAAUUCUUCAGAGUGAAGUCAUCAGAGAUUUCUUUGCUUACAUCCUCACUAUUGGGAAUUUCAUCAACAUGGGUAGUUACGCAGGCAACGCCCUGGGAUUCCGUCUUAACACUAUAUCCAAGCUGUGGGAAACACGAGCUAACAAACCAGGGAUGACCUUACUGCACUAUGUUGUUCAGAUUAUUCAUGAUGAGAAACUGGAUAUUCUCAACUUUGUUGAUGAUCUUGGCGACUUAACUAAGACAGCCAGGUUGUCAGUGGAAGGAUUGACGACUGAAGUGUCAUCACUGAGAACAAACCUCACCACACUCGCCAAGAAACUGGAAAACUCUCCAGACAGUGUCAAGGAACAUUUUAAGGACUUCACAGUGAAGGCUGAGCAGGUGGUGCAGGACCUGGAGCUGAGUCUGCACGAGCUUGAACGUUCAAGAAUCAAAUUAGCUCAAUAUUUUUGCGAGGAUGAAUCCAAGUUUCGUCUGGAGGACUGUGUGGGAGUCUUCCACACCCUCAACACCAAGAUUAUGGAUGCACAGAAGGAAAACGAAAGUCGACAGAAGCGUGAGGAACGGAAGAGGCGCCUUGAGGAAGAACGGCGGAGACAAGACGAGGAACGUGCCAAGGCUGAAGCCACAGGUGUUACUUUAAGGAAGAAAGGUGCUCCUCUGCCUCCUCCUGAAGACACUGGCACUUGUGUAGUGGAUCGCUUGCUGGCAGACAUUCGUAAAGGAGAGUUCAAACUUCCUACUCCGGCUCUACAAAAACCUCAGUUAUCUUUCCAUGGAGUACUACCCUCGCCCCUUGGCCACCUCUACUACCAAAAUUAAACAUGAAAUAAUAAGAAAAAUUCGUCAUAUGAGCUCCCUCUGCUUCGUUAAUAAUACUGAAUUCUUUGCUUCAAACCACCAACAUGUCUCCACUAAUUCCACUGUCUACCAUCAAUUGUUAGUGGGUAAUUAACAAGUUAACAUUUGACUACUCUCUCUCGAUUACAAAUACCAGGUCUUACGAGUGAAAACUCUGAUGAUGCAGUAUAUCCUCGACGUUUUCUCCCCCAUGAUUAUUAUUAUCUUGACGUUUUCCUGUUAAUGCUUGGAAGGUAUGUUAGAACUGUUGCUCGGGGAGGGGAUGGGGAUAGGUAGGUUAGGUAAAGUUUGUCAGGAACCAGGACAAGUGUUGCCUAAGGCGGGUUUUAGUCAUGGGAUGACCUGCAGUUGGGGAGGGGAUGUAUCGCUGCAUUAAUAGCACCAAAAACUCGCCUGAAUUAGGUAUCCCUGAAGGAGUACCUUACGAGGAUGCCUGAAUGGGUUUUUUUUUUUUCCAUCUUCCUCCAUUUUGUUUUUUUUUUUGUAUUUCGCUCUUAGUUCGAGAAACCCUCAUCCAAUAGCCUUCAAAUUUUCAACACUAGUGUACAGAACAAGUAACAAAUUCUUGGGACAGUUGUCAUGUUCAUGCUCCCCAUGAUCAAAGAUGAACCUAUUUACAUCCUGGAAUGGUUAGUAUACUCUCCAAAAUCCUCAGUAGCUUCAAACGUUCAUAAAACGUGCCCAAAAAAAUCGACGGCAGCGGAGAGUGUAAGUAACAGUGUAAGUGAAGCAGAUGUGACCAUUUUAUGUGAAAAUAGCAUGAAAUUUGUUUAAAAUCAAAUUAUUUUUCUCUAAGGAUUGUAAAAACUUAGAAUUUAAACGAGAAAGAUAAACUGUUGCACUUUACUGUAUUCCUUUUUUACUUCUCUGUAUCAUGUUCAAAUAAAUAAAUAAAUAAAUGUAGUGUAAGUUAGAGGGGAAAGCUAUUUAACGGAACAUUUUUAGCAAAAUUUUAGUUUUUCUCAAAAAUUCUCAUUUAUUACCAGAGAACAAUAUUCGAUUGGCUUCAAAUUUUCAACGUUUGUGUAACGCAUCUUUGGCAAGAUUGAUGGUACAAAUAUUUACAUGUAUGAGAACUCUAGGAACAAUGCAACAUAGGUCAUCCCAAAUUUUGUUCCCGUGUUAUAGGCACAGAUAGGCUCUGAUAGGCAUCAAAAUUUCAACACCUCUUACUAAAAGACAGUUGAUAUAAUGAAUGAAGUUGAUGUCAUUAUGCCACUUUUAAUCUCGAAACGGUAUAGUUUUAUUUUGACCUUUUUGCUUUAUUUUGACUUGAUGCUGGUGAUGGGUUCUUGAUCCAAGGAACUGGCAUUAUUUCUCCGCCCUCUCCUUGAAUCGAAUUUCAAUACCUCCCAUGAAUUAUUAUUAAGUGAGCAAUUACCUGCGUGAGGUUUACAGGUUGUUGCCUGAAUUAUUACGUGUAAGUAAUUUAGGUGAGAUAAGUGGGACUUAGUCACAGCAGGUCACCGAACUGUCACUCCCUCGAUGCCCACUUCAUCACCACUCACAAAAAGCUAGACCUGACAUUAAAUUAAUAAUUACAAUAUUAAAACCAGCUUCUCUGGUAAAUGAAAGUUAUGUGGACUGUAUAUGAUUAGGCUUCCUGAGUAUACAAUAUAAUUAUUAUUAAUAAAUUACAAUAGUGUUAUUAUAAAGGAAAUUCGUAUUACCACUGAACAUUUAAUUAAUGGAUCAUUUUUUUUUUUGGGGGGGGGGAGCCCUAGCGCUGCCUCUACAGCUAGAAUUUACGAAGGCCAACGCAAAACUACAUUGCACUAUUUAAGCUGUAUAGCCCUUGUGGUUUAGCGCUUCUUUUUGAUUAUAAUAAUUUUAUUAUAAUUGCACUAUUAAAGGACCAGUGUUCACACAGUUUCAAUAUGGCGUCUCCGUUUCCGUGUCACUCUCCGGCUGUUCCAACCCCCUCCCCUUUAAAAUUUCUCGAAAAGUCCAAAUAGCAUCACAUUUUAAUACGCAGUUAUUAUAUUCAUUUUUAUAUUUUACCUUUAGGAAAUUAUGUAAAAAAUUUCCACACCCAUUCCACAGACGCUCUAAGACCCUUACGGAUUUAGCGCUUUCUUCUGAUUAAAAUAAAACAGUGAACGGCAUCACUCUUCAGUAGCUGUUCUGACGGAAAUGGAUGGACUGUCAUGGUUAAGUUUUGUUAUAUUCUGUACAAUAACUGGAUAAUGCAUCUUCUGGCUAACCUUGAGAGGCGCCUGAGUUUCUCUGUCUCCUAAUAUCAUGUUUAUUUUCCCCCUAUCAUCUACUUUGUCCAUAAUUACUAUCACAUUUGCUUUGCUUUCGUAAGGUGAGCAGCGCUGUAUAGCCCUUGUGGCUUAGCGCUUCUUUUUGAUUAUAAUAAUAAUUUGAUUAUAAUAAUUUCGUAAGGUGAAGUCUAGGAUAUUUCCUGAAGUCUAUUGCUAGACUUACGAAAACAGACAAAACAAAUGCGAUAGUAAUUAUGGACAAGGUAGAUUAUAGGGGAAAAAUAACAUAUUAUUAGAAGAGAGGGAAUCUAAUUUGCCCCUUAAAUGUUUAGUGUUGAUGUUUUCCCCAGGAAACACUGUCUUGAUGUUACGUUGUAUAACUUAUUAUAUGCUAGUUUUAUUAAGGAAAUUGGAGAAUGUUUCUUGUGAUCAGAAAUAAUUCAUUGUCUCUAUUUGGUUAUCCAAGAUUAAAUCAACUUAAUGUUUCAAUAACAUCUAUGUGCCUUUAAGACCAUUGUUAAAAAUUGGUAUAUAUACUCUAAGCUUACAUAAAAUUUACUGUACUUUUUAUAAGCAGAAAAAAAAUUAAAUACUGCUUUUUGCUUGAUAAUUUCUGAGUGUCGACUCUAACUUCAACGUUCCCAAGUUAGUAACUUGAUAAUGCAGCUUCUGGACGGCUUCAAGCUAGUGUGCUUGUGUAGUUUAGGAUAUCGGUCUUUUUGACCUCUUUGAAAGGUUUUAAUUAAUUAUGUGCUAUGUAAUAUCCAGUUUUACCAUUGAAAUUUGGAUAUUUCCAUAUGAUUUGUGAACGCCUCUUAUAAUUCUUUUCAGUUCUUUAGUGCUAAUUGCAUUAUCAACUUAAGCCGCACUCUGCACAAUUCUAGUCGCAUGUAUUAAAGUAGAGGAGACUGGGGUUACGCAAUACGGGGACACCUUCGGAUCGCGCAUCGACUGACAUAUUUCUAGGUUUUUAAGGUCACUGAAAAGUAAAAAAAAAAUAUAGAUUUUUUUUAGUUCAAGUAUUGUGAUAUUGUCUUAAGAUGUAUGUAUGUGCUUUUCUGUAGAAUUUAUGGAUACGUAUAAUAGAAUUGUCUUCACAUGCCUAUUGAGAUAAGAUUUUCAGCAGGACACUAAAAGUGCCAUUAUCAUGACCUUAUUUGGACGUGAAAGAAAUUAUUUACCUUUUGUGAAUUAUUUUGUAUCUGUAGAUAAAAGAACAGGAAAAAUAAAUAUAUAUAUAUAUAUA